This is a messenger RNA of Petromyzon marinus (sea lamprey), 2375 nucleotides long. Its product is annotated as hemagglutinin/amebocyte aggregation factor-like. The record is from RefSeq and is a predicted model, not a curated record. Gene Ontology annotation, biological process: collagen fibril organization. NCBI's taxonomy places the organism in Eukaryota, Metazoa, Chordata, Hyperoartia, Petromyzontiformes, Petromyzontidae. Gene Ontology annotation, cellular component: extracellular matrix.
CCCUCUGGGUUCUAUAAAGCGAAGAGGGCAACGAGACAGCGACCAUCCGAAUUCCCCUUUCCAAGCCCGGUGCCAGCUGAGCUCUCAUCCAUCACCACCAUGCAGCAGCUGCAGCUCCUCCUCCUCGUGGCUCUGGCGGUCGGCAUGGAGGCGAAACCCCUGAACACAGAUUCAGCAGCUGCUGCACACCCACGUCCUCCUUCCCCCACAUCCCCCGUCCCCGUCUCAGCCGAACAAGAUGCAGAGCCAGCUUUAUUGUCUGCACCUCGUUCUCCUACUAAUGACUCAGUCCUCUCAGUGGCAGGUGUCACCGGGUUGAAGUCGCUGCACAAACGCUACGUCAACGACUACGACGCACCCAUCGACUUCUCUUGCCCGGCUCACCAGUCCAUCUACAUCAUCCACAGUAUCCACAACAACGACGCCGAGGACCGCAUCUGGGACUUCCGCUGCAAGGAGACGUUCGACCUGAGCCGCCCCGUCUCCUCCUUCGCGACCUCGUACGUGAACACCUUCGACGAGAAGCUGGAUUUCACCUGCCCAUUCAACUCCAUCGUGUCCGGCAUCGGGAGCUACCACAACAACGACGCGGAGGACCGCAGAUGGAAGUUCACCUGCACCAUGCAGGCCAACGUCUGCUUGGGUGCGUGCCAGUGGACUGACUACCUCAACGACUUCGACUCGCCAAUCUUCUGGGUUGCCCCGGACUCCCGGUACCUGGUGGGGGCGCACAGCUACCACAGCAAUGACGCCGAGGAUCGCCGUUGGAAAUUCCAAUUCUGCACCAAGGCCGCGUGCUAAACCAGCCGUGGAGUUUAGGUCUCAUUGCAUUUCAUGGCUUACACCCCAAACGCUUGCAUUAACGGUGUAUGCAUCACAUAAGCUUUUAAACUUGCACUGAGUGUUUUAUGUGCGGGUGGUUCAGCGUGAAGGUGUCGCUUUAGUUUCUCGGAAAAAAAAGUUGAAAGCCAAGUGGGAGUGUGCAUAAUAUUUGAUGCUCAGCGCGCAAUUCACAGCAGUGGUCUAAAUACAAAACGUUAAACAAAUCAUUAAACACCUUGGCAGAUUUAUGAGCUUAGUUCAGGAUCAGUUUGCUUAUGUUCGAGCAAAUGUGAACACGUCAUCAUCAUCAUCACCACCACGACCUAUGAGCAGAUAGCCCAUAGGUAUCCACUACAUAUUUCGUAAUUUAUCUGGUUCUUUCGGUAAAGUCACGUAUUAUUUUUUAUUGUAUUUUCUACCCCAUGCGACUUUACCGAAUGAACCAGAGAGUAUGGAUUCCUGCAGUCACGAAAGCUUCAAAUCGAGAUUUCGUCAUUUGUUUCCACUUUUCUCUGCCUUGUAGUGCCAAUACGCUCAAGUAGUGCCACAUUUUUCUGGCACCAGUCUCUUUUGUCGUCGUCAGGCUGUUCUCUGUUAGGUCUUCAUCUCUUUUGGGUUCCUUCCAUUUUUCCGAACAACAUACUUUGAAUUUCCCUGUUGUUGUCCACACUACAUAUGUCUAAACAGUGCUUGUUUCUUCUCAUCACUGCCUGCAUCAUCAGGUUGUCUUUUUGUACGUGCAAAUCUUUUUCCUACUUCCACAUUGGUCACUCUUUGGGUCCAGCACAGAUGCAGUAAUCCUCAUGUGGCAAUACAUUUCGAGUGCCAGUAUCUUAUCUCUGUCAGUCUUUUUCAAUGUUCAAGUCUCGCAGGCAUGCACAGCUGUACCAAACACGCAUUGUUCCUCAGAUGCUCGGUUUGGUCUUGAAGCUGAUUUGCUCGCUUCUCCAGAUGCCAUUGAAAUCCUGCAAUUACUUAUUUUCCCUUUACUCCAUUCCCUUACGUGUGAAAGUGUAAGCGAAUGAAAUGGAGACCCUUUCGUUUUUCAAGGCGUUCUCCUGCCCCGCGUAAAGCAUUUGCCCCACCGGCGUUGAAGAUGCCUUGGCAUCAGAGGAGAGCAAUCAUUUAGCAAUUUGAGGACAUCUACCGAACUCGAGUGCCAUUGAAGACCGAACGCACCACUCAACCACUGCUGUGAAUGUCGGCUUCAGUACACCUUGCUUCCUGUCCCGACCCCCAAGUAAAAAGUUUGCUGCCAUCUUAGAAAUGCCAAGACUGAUUUUCACAUGCGGCCACAAGUCAUCUCGUUUGUGUAUAUGAAGCAUCAUUGCAUUGCUCAUACAACUUUUAAAUGCUUCUUAUAAGCCAGGUUUCCCCAAAACCCAGUUAGCGGAGGCCCCACCAUCAUUACGACACAAAGAAGUAACAUUUCCUUUCUAAUAUGCAAAUGAAGUUGCUUACAAAAUGCUCGACGCGCCUAAUGAUUGCUCAUGUGGCGUCGCCUGACAUUGAUACAAAUUAAAAUUAAAAUCAGAGGAUCUGCUUAUAUUCAG